CAGGGUGAGGAACACACGCAGGAAGCCCGCCCUUAACCCUGAACUUUGAAGAGUUUCAUUUUUUCUCCUCAAGACUCCAUGCAGCCCAGCAGAGAGAGAACUGAACUGCUCUGGAUGAUGAAGCUCAGGCUCUCCCAUACUCUCUUAUUGCUACUUCCUGGGAAAGUCCAGGCAGCAAUUCCAGGGAAUAGCAGAAGAAAACAUGAGGAUGUCACAGUAAGUAUCCUCAUCUGCCUGUUGCUUGUGCUGCUGCUGCUGCUGUUUAUGGCAUGGCACUGGCUGAACAGCGCAACAGAAGGACGAUACCAUCCUCGGCACCUGAUGAGAAUCCUGGUUCUUCAGUGGCAACAGUUCUGGAGGGAGACCCCUUCCGAGGACCUGGCCCAGGACUACCAAGAUGAGAAACAGAGUGAUGGAGAACUUCGGGAAGAGCAGCAACAGUGGAUGGAGGAUGGAGAAGGAGAAGAGGAGGAGAUGAUGGAGGAGGAGGAGCAGCAGCAGCUCCUUCAGGAUCAAGAAGAGACGCUGACUGAGGGUGCCGAUCCUGAGGAGGCAGCAGCGCAGACGGCCUUAGAAGAAGGCGAAGCAUCAAAGGCAGCCGAGGGCAGCGCCGAAGUCCUCUUGAGUCAUCUGCAUUCAUUCUCUGGAACAGCGGCCUGGGAAGACAGUGGCAAGCCGCUGAAUGUCACAGCUCUCUAGAAACCGCAGGGAGGAGGGAAGGAGGGCCUUGUCACAGAGACAGCUCUUAGUUCUUGGUACCAGGCCCAUCUGACAGACUCCACAGAUGGGAGUCCCUCUGCUUUGCCUGCUGCCCCCACUGGGGAGCAGCACUGUUUGUAUAGCUGCCUUUGCUUCUUCUAGCCUGUUCCAAAAAGCUUGACGACAAACAAAAAAGGCACAUUUCCUGUAACAAUAAAACAGAGAGCCAGUGGCUGUAUCUCAAUAGCCAUUUUUGCUGUUGGGCUGGCAAAAAAAAAAAAAACUAGCUCUUUUGCUUAGUAUUUCUCUUUGCAGCAGUUCCUAUAACCUGUUAUUCUAUGCAGCACAACACCCAUUUUCUGAAUAUGAGCCAGGUAUGAAACUGUGCCAACUGCUGAGAUUCAUUUGUUGCCAAGGACACCAGGAUGCCAGAGAAGAUCGAAAGCAGCCCUGGGUGAGGAUUUAUCUUGCAACAACCACCAGUGAGGGAGAAGCAGUCAUUUUUGGCACAUAGAUGCACGCUGGAAAAAGAAGACAAGCAAGGAAGUUUCCUGGCACAAGAGAAAGCUCCAGCCAGAAGCAGCAGUCUGAUCCUUCCUUCCAACUUCUCAGAGUUGCUUCCUUUCCUUUACAGGUCCUAAACCUUCAACUAGAGCAGCCAUGAAGCCAGACCCCGUGCCUUUCCUCUGACUAACCUCUGCAAAGUUCCAAGAUGCAGUCAGACAAAUGUUCCUAGAAGGAUGAUAACCAGGCAGAACUCUGCUGCUCACAGCUUCACAUUAUUCCCUUCCUCCAAGAUUCACUGUAGAUUGAACUAAAAGCACCAUGGCUAAGUUAGUCCUGACAUCAAGGAAGCACCAACAUCAGGUGUCCUUUUCUCGCUGGGAGCAAAGGUGGCAUCUCCUAGGGCUUGAUGUCCCAUCUUGCCCACCGUUGAGCCCCACCCCAGUGUUCCACCUGAUGAUGCAUAUCCAGAGAUCUCUUUGCUGCUCCAGUUAUCGAGCCCGUCCUCGGCCUUUCUUCUUCUUGGUGCCUGAAGGUGUUUUGAUGGGCAAUGGAGCUGUGACUUCUGGUGCAGGCCCGAGUGGAGUUGCUGACAGCUCCAUUAACUCUACUGCUGUGCUUGGCUUGAAGGGCUCAAAGGGUGAGAACUUCAGUGGGCUACAAAAACAAGCACAAGUUAGGGUUAAGGCAACACAGGCAUUCAAAGCCUUGCUUGUGGCUCUAAUAUCAGGAGAGAAGAGCAAACAGUACCCUUGUAGGCAACAUUCCUUUGAAAAAGCAAGGACUCAGCAGGCACUGCAUCCUUCCUGCAGCCAGUCCCACGAGGAACAUGUCCCAAAGAUCUAGGCUUCCUCCCAACUUUCCGUCUCCAGAUUUACCUGACAGGUGUGAGGGGGCUGCUGUUGAGACGCCGUGGAGAUCGCAACUUGGGUUGGAAGGAAAAGCCUUCCUUGAUACUCUCCAACACUGAUGGAGCUACGUAGGUAAAUCCCUAUGGGAGGAACACCUGGUCAGUGCUGUUAUGAUCCUGGCCACAACUUCAUUUCGGGAUCUGGGUUCAGUUAUUGUCUGCAGUCUUUCCAUCAAUAAUGGGGAAUUUGUGGCCUUCACAAUAUUGCGAACAACAGUUCUCAGCAACUGUUGCUAAUGUGGCCAAUAACAGUUGCUGAGGGUUGUAGUUCAACAACUUCUGGAAGGCCCUAAGUUCCCCAUCUAACUUCUACGUCAAGUUAGAACCACCUGUUGGAGUCAGCCUAGGUUCCCUUCAUUUCAGCUCCAUCUGCAUGGAACUUAUGCUCUAAAAUGCUUUUUUUUAACCUGCCUGUUUGUUACAGAGGAGAGGAUCAUCUUUGAGAUUGCAGUUGGCACGGGCGAUUAAGGGGGUUAACUCUCCUACCAGCUGUGGUCUUAAGAAAGAUUUCCCCCAAGCAGCAGGCAAUUGCUAUGCAAGACUUUUUUUCAAAAAGUUGGGAGUCACCACUGAAUUUUUGCACUGGUCUUAUCCACAGCUGGCAUAGAUGACUAACCCCAAAGGUUAGUCAUAGGGAAUGGAGCCCCUUGGGUGAAGAAGGCUCUCUCCACUGCUUCACAGUAGUGUGUGAAAAUGAUUUUGCUACCACCUCUUCCUUCUCACUAUAGUUCCAGCUGGGUACCCCUUACCAGAAAGGCCUGAUUGGCACUCUCGCUGAGGGAGCCGUCAUCAGGACUAUCUACAGGUGUCUGGCGAGUGAAGCGGGUGUCAAACUGGCUGACAUCAUCUUCUGAUUGCUGUGGAUGGAAAAAGAUGUGCUGGAUAUCUCAUCAUACCAUCUUUUAGCCCUUUGGUUAUGGGUGAACUGGGAAUUCUACUCCACGUUAGCAACUCUCUACCCCAGCGUUUCACACCCUUGGCAACUUUAAGGUGUUUGGACUUCAACUUACAGAACUGAGCUGGCUGGGGAGUUCUGGGAGUUGAAGUCCACACAACUUAAAAGUUGCCAAGGGUGAGAAACAGUGAUCUACACAAAUGAAAGGAGUUCUUUUGCCAGAAAGUUUUGUGGAGAAGUAUGCACUGUUAGCACGUGAUGUCAAAGAGCCAUAUUGUUUAAUAACUAAGAUUAGGUAUCACACAGUUGGAAUUACCAAAGGGAAAUAAAUUAACACAGUGAGUGAAGAAUUAAACAGGUUUAAAGUGAAUGAGAAUCUGUGUUAUGGCUCAAAAACAGUCAAAGGAGCAUGUGAACUGUGCAGUGAUUGGUUAGUUUGGCUUUUGCUUUGCACGAUACAUAAAUACAGUCACUAAAGUUUAUUAGAGGGAGGCAACUCCAAUUGAACAGUCACUCAACUCCAUUUCUGCAACUCUGUCACUGCCCCAUCCCAAAACGAUACUUCAGAAAACUGUCAACAAACUGCCAACUUACAGCAAUGGAAUCCCAAUUUUCACCAAGAAAAUGGUGCAGCCGAAAAUUGUGACCUCACCACACUGCAGUACUGUCAUAACUCCGAACUUCCUCCAGAGAC
Messenger RNA from Candoia aspera, 3702 nucleotides. It is a transcript of the gene PTPRCAP, whose product is annotated as protein tyrosine phosphatase receptor type C associated protein. The coding region runs from base 79 to 699 and encodes 206 amino acids. The transcript is spliced from 2 exons. The record is from RefSeq and is a predicted model, not a curated record. NCBI's taxonomy places the organism in Eukaryota, Metazoa, Chordata, Lepidosauria, Squamata, Candoiidae.